Molecule: messenger RNA, 1211 nt
Organism: Helianthus annuus (common sunflower)
Lineage: Eukaryota; Viridiplantae; Streptophyta; Magnoliopsida; Asterales; Asteraceae
Product: GDSL esterase/lipase At5g45670
Exons: 5
Coding region: 31-1110 (359 amino acids)
Molecular function (GO): hydrolase activity, acting on ester bonds
Source: RefSeq, a predicted model, not a curated record
AUAUCGCUUUUUUUGUAGUCAAUAACAAAUAUGGCUUCUAAGCUUGUUCUAUUGUUUCGUUUCCUCAUAAUUGUAGCUCUAAUGCAAUUUCAAACUGUUAUUACAAUCGCUCAACCACAAGUCCCAUGUUACUUUAUAUUUGGUGACUCUUUGGUCGAUAAUGGCAAUAAUAACAGACUCCGCACAGAAGCAAAGGCCAAUUACUCGCCUUAUGGGAUCGAUUUUCCACCAGGUGUCACCGGUAGAUUCACUAAUGGACUUACCUCCGCAGACAUCAUUGGUCAACUUCUAGGUUUGACUGAUUUCAUUCCACCCUUUGCUACCGCAACUAACCAAGAGAUCAUCAGGGGCGUAAACUACGCUAGUGGUGCUGCUGGCAUUAGAGAUGACACCGGAAGGGAGCUGGGUGACCGAAUCAGCUUGGAUAGGCAGCUACUUAAUCAUGCAACAAUAGUUUCAAGACUUUCGCUCUUGCAACGCAACAGAACAUUUACAAAUGAAUACCUAAAAAAAUGCAUUUACACAGUAAACAUGGGAAGCAACGAUUACAUCAACAACUACUUGAUGCCCGAAGAAUACAUUGCAGGCCGAAUAUACACACCCGAUCGAUUUGCAGAACUCCUCAUUCGAAAAUACUCUCUUCAACUAAGGAGACUGUACAACUUGGGAGCCAGAAAAAUUGCGGUGUUCGGUUUGGGUUUUCUAGGGUGCACCCCAGCUGAGAUAGCGAGGUUUGGCACUAACGGAGAACCAUGUGUUGAGUCCAUUAACAAUGCCACCAUGCUAUUUAAUGUCAGGCUUAAGCCUCUUAUUGAUGAUCUCAACAAUGAUUUACCUCAAGGAAGAUUCACUUUCAUCAAUGUGACAAGCAUUUCUACACCUGAAGAUGGAGUAGUCUUACCAAAUGUUCCUUGUUGUCAAUUACGGUCAGAUGGACAAUGCGUUCCAAAUUCAAUCCCUUGUCCUGAUAGGAAUUUGUUUAUUUGGUACGAUGGUUAUCAUCCCACUCAAGUUGCAAACACAGUCCUCGCAAAUAGAUCAUACACUGCGCUCUCUCCCACGGACGCGUCUCCUUACGAUAUUAGUCGUUUGGCUCAGCUAACUGUUUAAACAUAGAUUGCAUGAUAACAUAUUGUGUUAUGAUUCUUCAUAUGGAAGAUAAAUAAGAGAUAAUAAAGAAGUUAUUAAUAAAAUCUUAUGUUGUGUUUUUA